UCUUCCUUACUUUCUCCCCCUCUUCUCUUUUUUCUUUCCUUUUCUUCUAAGUUGCGCCGCCGCCGCCGCCCGCUGGAGUAUCCGGUGCGGCUUUUUUUAAUUUCCCUCUCUUUCUUCAUUUCCCUCUGAUUGUGCUUCCGUUUACUAGGAAAUCGAGUAUGUUUUAACAUUUUCCUCAUCUAUUUUUUCAUUUUCUUUGCUUCUCCUACCGGUGGUCUCCGGUCGCCGGCGCUUCCGUUUCAGACCUCUUUGCCCAAGUUUUUCCGGUAGCUAGGGUGCACAGAAAAUCGCACCAACAAACAAACAUGGCCAAGUUUAUUCUCUAACACCAGUUUUGCUUGUAGGUUUUGUAAGUCGUUAGUCGAAAAUUUUGGGUCAAAUACAGUUCGUGAAAGCUCACAUUCGAAGUUCCACCAUGUUCGCUCAAGUCAGGUAUCGGUUGCAACAGACAAUUCUCCGUUCGCGCAUCGUUGAAAACCCUGGAACUCCGAUCUCCAGUACAGGAUCGUGCGUUUCCUUAUAUUCCACUUCCACAAGGAUAUACAGCGGUCCGAUUUCGAGAUCACUGCGCAAGCGAAUCAACAGAAGAGCUAGAUUGGCAGCAAAACCUGUUCUAGACAAAACAGUUUUCCAAAAAUGUGUAUCUCAGCUGCUGCCUAGGUUCACCCCGGAGGAUCUCCACAAUGUGAUAAUCGAACAGGACGAUCCAUUGGUGUGCUUCAAUUGGGCGUCUCAGCAGCACAGAUUCAGGCACACCGUGUUCACCUAUCACGUCACGAUCCAAAAGCUCGGUGCGGCCAAAAUGUACAAGGAAAUGGACGAUAUCGUCAAUCAGGUUCUAGCUAUCCCUAACCUGGGCUCUGAGCCUCUUUUCAAUACCAUGAUAUAUUACUUCAUUGAGGAUAGGAAGCUUGUUAGGGCUGUGAAUAUAUACAAGCAUAUGCGUGCUUCCCGGAAUUUAGAUUGCCGGCCGUCGAUUCGUACCUAUAACAUAUUGUUUGCAGCAUUUCUGAGCCGCAGGACGAACAACUAUAUUAACCGAAUGUAUAUUGAGACAAUAAGGUGCCUGUUCAAGCAAAUGGUUGAUGAUGGAGUCGAGCCCGAUAUUUUUUGUUUGAGUGCUAUGAUAAAAGGAGCAAGGAGUGCUUAGAGAAAGUUGCGGAAACCAUCAAAUUUCUAUCGGCACGCGGAGACUCUUACAUCCUAUUACUCACAGGGACUGGAGCCGGGGAGGUUGGGCUCAACAGUGUGCUCGGAGGAGCAGUCUUUGUUACUUGCAUCGUUGUUGGGGCUGUUUCACUUUGUGUUGCGCAACAGGACGUCCAGAUUGAUAACAAGUGUUUUUAUAUGCCUUUGUCGUUGCUGCUAAUGAACUGUUGAGGACCCAUACCCAAAGGCUGAAAUUGGAUGCGUUUACUCCAUUGCUUCCAGUUGUAGGAAGUCUGUUUUCCAUGGGAAAUCAAGAGGAUGAGUCCAUGUUUAGCUCAUUGCUUGAGGUUGAAACCGAGAGUAAUGCGCAGUCACAUGCUUCGUUGCUGCAGUGGAUGUGCGCUACUAAUGUGGCAAUAUGACGGAGACAAGAAUCUGUGGAGAUGGAAUGAGGAAGAUACGGAAGCACAUCGGCCAUUGUUUUCAUUUUUGAAGCUAUGUUCUCUAAUGCACUUGCCAUUAACAGUUCCAAGGCGACUCACUGUUCCUGGUCUAAGGGGAUUGACUAUUCACACAUACGAGGAAACAAGAAGCUUUGUAGGCAAUGUGAUUAUUUCCGGUCUUAAUUUUGAGGAAAAGAUUGAUUGCAAUUGCCAAUUGGUGUGGAUACAUCACGGCUAAGGAUGUUCUUGAAUUAGUUGAGGAACAUAUCCUAAAGGGUGAAAUCGUUGAGAAGCUUUGGAGGGGCCAAAUGGGUACUACUAUUGGCAAAUCAAGUGUGGCCUUAUUUGAUAGCCACAACCCACCAAGUGGACUUGAUACAGUUAAAGUUAAAUAAAAAAAAGAUGCCACCUGGAUUGUGGUUAUUAUAUUGAGCAUCACUUCAGCUGCUACUAUUGCUUAUGGCAUCUACCGAAGAAGAAGGGAGGCUAGGCAAAGAAGAAGAAAAAAAAGAGGAAAGAGGGAGGAGGGAACAGGAAGACCGAAAAGAAAAGAAAAGGAAAACCUGUUGGCGCGGCUGCCGUCUGCUGUCGAUGAUGAUAUAGUAUGUGUAAAUGUAUUAUUGAUUAGGAAUUUAGGGUAAAUUGUGUAUAUUAAUAAUAAUGAUAUUAUAAUUAUGAUUAAUUUUUUAUA
Molecule: messenger RNA, 2283 nt
Organism: Andrographis paniculata
Lineage: Eukaryota; Viridiplantae; Streptophyta; Magnoliopsida; Lamiales; Acanthaceae
Product: pentatricopeptide repeat-containing protein At2g27800, mitochondrial-like
Exons: 9
Coding region: 416-1150 (244 amino acids)
Molecular function (GO): protein binding
Source: RefSeq, a predicted model, not a curated record